Microthlaspi erraticum is the source of this 315-nucleotide messenger RNA. The record is from the annotation of a GenBank genome assembly. Lineage: Eukaryota; Viridiplantae; Streptophyta; Magnoliopsida; Brassicales; Brassicaceae.
AUGAAAUCACUAUCCCAAAGGCGACGCGGCCAUAGGAGAAGAAUCACUAUCACUAUCCCAACGUCGUCGGACGUUGGCGGUCGGCAACGACAAGGAGAAGGUGGGAGGCGGAGGGCUUGGUGGAGAGCAGAUCGCGGGGGCGAGGGAGAGGGAUCCAGCAGACGGACGAAGGGGGAGAGGGCACUAGGAGGAGGAGGGAGAGGGAUAGUGGAGACGAGUCGACGACGGAGAUGGAGGAACCAGAGGCGAAGGCGAAGAGACCGAGGGACUAAGAUCGGCGGAAGUUGUUGCGGCUUAGAGGACCAGAGAGAGUAG